Molecule: messenger RNA, 1199 nt
Organism: Achroia grisella
Lineage: Eukaryota; Metazoa; Arthropoda; Insecta; Lepidoptera; Pyralidae
Exons: 3
Coding region: 80-403 (107 amino acids)
Source: RefSeq, a predicted model, not a curated record
AAUGUCAGAGGCUAUAAUUCCUUCAGUGUAAACAUUUAUAUUAUAUUUUAUAACACAAAAUCAUUAGUGAAUACAAAAGAUGACUGAUAAAGAGAUCACAUUAGAGGAUUUAGAGGAGACGGUGAAGCAAACAGAUGAACAACUGGACAUGAUGGAGUGGAAAAUGGAUGGUGUGGAGGGGGAACUAGUGGAGCCCAUAAGCACACAGGACAUGUGUGUCAUCAACCUGCUCAAAUCGGUCUCAGAGGUACGUUCGGACUACCAACAGUUACGCCGCGAGCUGGUUGAGGUGCAAGCACUGCAGAGGGAGCUCUCCUCGAGGCUCCGCGCGCAGUUACGUCUCGUUCACGGCAAGUUCGCGCGUCUGAGGCAGAGACUAGCGGCAGCGUCCCCGCCCCGUUGAACAUCCUCAACCACUUCCCAUGCCUGCCUGAAAUCCUGGUCAUGGCAGCUCAUGCUUUUGAAACAAUUUGCCUUUGGAAAGCUCAAAUUAAACGUCAUGAGUUUGUAUUUACCAGAUUGAAAUUGUUUUGAUAUAACAGCGUUGGUCGAAAUGGCAUGGGAAGAUAAUGUAAGUAUGAGAAAUGUUAUCCUCCAUUCAUAAAAAAAAAAUUACAAGAUGCGUACUUAAUUACAAAAUGUUAUAACUCAGAAAAAAUAUUUUUGGAAAUCAACUCUAAAGCUUUAGUUUUAAAGUAGAUUUCCUCCUGAUUCUGACUUAAUUACUUAUUAUUUUAUUAUUCAGCGUGGGAAAUUAAUUUCAAUUGUUAGUGUGUUUUGUCACUGUCUAUAAAACGAACAAAAUAAUGGGAGAAAAGGACAAAACAUUUUAAUAGUUAACCUUUAUGGUACAUUUGUUUUUUAUGAAUAGAGGUCUUAGUAUAUAUUUAAAAAUAGCUCAACAUAGUGCCCCAACCCGUAGACGGAACGUGUACCUAAUAAUAUAAAGAAACUACGAACAUAAUGUGCCAAUGUAUAGAAAUUAAUACAUCUAAUUUCUAAUAUUUAAUUAGCUAAUAUAACACAAGGUUAGAGAAAUUCUAUUGUACCUCAAUGUUUGAGUGAGAUAUAUAUAAUUUGUUAAUAUUUCAAGUUGUUUUUAAACUGUCGUGUUUAAUAGACAUAGAGCGGAGCGAAGUGAUCUUAGAGAUGAGAUUUGCACUCUUUGUAAAGAUACCUCGGAAAGGUUUGAUCGAUCG